Molecule: messenger RNA, 1204 nt
Organism: Euleptes europaea (tarantolino)
Lineage: Eukaryota; Metazoa; Chordata; Lepidosauria; Squamata; Sphaerodactylidae
Gene: PPP6C
Product: protein phosphatase 6 catalytic subunit
Exons: 7
Coding region: 30-947 (305 amino acids)
Biological process (GO): G1/S transition of mitotic cell cycle; peptidyl-serine dephosphorylation
Cellular component (GO): cytoplasm
Molecular function (GO): protein serine/threonine phosphatase activity
Source: RefSeq, a predicted model, not a curated record
UCCUCCUACUUCAAAGCGGCUCUUCCAAAAUGGCGCCCUUGGACUUGGAUAAAUACGUGGAGAUCGCGCGACUCUGCAAGUACCUGCCUGAGAACGACCUCAAGCGCUUGUGUGACUAUGUGUGUGACCUGCUCCUGGAAGAAUCUAAUGUGCAGCCUGUUUCUACGCCAGUUACCGUCUGUGGAGACAUACAUGGACAGUUUUAUGAUUUAUGUGAAUUGUUUCGAACUGGAGGUCAGGUUCCUGACACAAACUAUAUAUUUAUGGGUGACUUUGUAGACAGAGGUUACUACAGCCUUGAGACAUUCACAUAUCUUCUUGCCCUAAAAGCAAAAUGGCCUGAUCGUAUCACACUCUUGCGUGGAAAUCAUGAAAGCAGACAGAUAACACAAGUGUACGGAUUUUAUGAUGAAUGCCAAACUAAAUAUGGUAAUGCUAAUGCCUGGAGAUAUUGCACCAAAGUCUUUGACAUGCUUACAGUAGCAGCGUUAAUAGACGAGCAGAUACUCUGUGUACAUGGGGGCCUGUCUCCAGACAUCAAAACACUUGAUCAGAUCCGAACUAUUGAGCGCAACCAAGAGAUUCCACACAAAGGAGCUUUUUGUGACCUUGUCUGGUCUGACCCAGAAGACGUCGACACCUGGGCUAUUAGUCCUCGAGGAGCUGGCUGGCUGUUUGGAGCAAAAGUUACCAAUGAGUUUGUCCACAUCAACAACUUAAAGCUCAUCUGCAGAGCCCAUCAGCUGGUUCACGAAGGCUAUAAAUUCAUGUUUGAUGAGAAGCUGGUAACGGUAUGGUCUGCUCCGAACUACUGCUAUCGCUGUGGAAAUAUUGCUUCAAUCAUGGUCUUUAAAGAUGUAAAUACAAGGGAACCAAAGCUCUUCCGGGCAGUCCCAGACUCUGAACGUGUGAUCCCGCCAAGAACGACCACACCGUAUUUCCUUUGAGACACCACUCAGCUUCUUGUACUGUUUCUCUGCGGCAUACUUUUUAUCGAGCACUUUGCUGCUGAAAUGUUGCCUCUUGCCUUUUUUAUUUUUAAAUUAUCUAAGUGUGUUGUAUAUUGUGUCUGUAGCGAUGCGUCUCUUGAUCCUUUCUGCACAUCUUUUGUACCCCGCCUCCCUUCCCAAGACUUGUCUGCGAGUGCUUGUGAAAUGACUCUAGCACUUCUCCUGCUGGCGGUGGUUCUUGCAUAUCUGUGGGA